CGUCAGAUCGCCGUCACACCGCCCCCGAUGUAGUUUUGUGGUUGACAUAACAAAAGUCAUUUCGUUGGUCCCCGUUCCCCGAUCCGGUUUUAUGGAUAUCUGGUCGUGGCUGCUAUUGAUUCUGGUGUACGGGAUCGCCGCCGCGGAAGGCGGCCUCCUCGAGACAUUCCGGCCGAAGGAGGAGAACCCGCCGGAGCUGAACGAGUUCUUGAACAGCGUGAUGGAGCACAAGGAGGACUUCGGCGCGGUGAGGCAGGCGGCGAGGAAGUACCAGAAGAUGAAGAAGGACAUCCAGGACGUGGACCUCAGCUUCAUGGACCCAGUAAACACUUUGGACACCAAAUACAAGUUCGACGACAAACGACACGUCCAACACUACACCCCGCAUCGAAAAUUCCGAAACCUCGGUUUACUCCCCCGAAACAUGCGCCAGAAAUUCAGCAGAAUUCGAAGAGGAACUUUGCGGGACACCAACGAUCAAAUCUUCUUCGAAAAUAGCGAAAACGGCAAAAUCGAGAAGCGAUUCCCGACGAUAAUCAUGCUCCAAAGCGACGACAUGGUCCAAAAACGCAUGCCGGCACCCAUCGAGACGAAAGCCGCUGAGACCCAUGGGGAGAAACACCUCCCGUCUGAUAUCUUCAACGAACCAGAAGGAGAACAGCUCCAGAAACGGACCCCGGAAGAAAUAAUAGUAGAGCCGGAGGGCGAAAAAGGAGAAAUCGUGGUGGACGAAGACACCAAGAAAUCCCCGAAAGAGAAAAAACAGGCCUUGGACUUCGAGCAGGACGUGCACAAGACUUACAAGGGUCAUCCGGGGAAAACCAUGCGGAACGAGGCGAGGAAACAAGGAGAUGUUUACUACGUGGAUUUGGCGGAUGAAGCUCAGAAGGAAAGGGCGAGGUAUGACGAGAGAAGGUUUGAUUAUGACCCGCGAAGAAGAGGGUACUACGUACCGAGGUACAAUCGCCCGUUCAUGGGACAACCUCCCAUGGACUACCCUCAAUACGGAAACCCGCACCAUUCCGUCAACGACGAAGUGGCUUUCGAGAAAGCGCUAAGCUACGAAAUCGACCCGACGUACCACGAACAAGUCAACUACAACAACCCAUCCGGGAAUAAUUUGUACUCCGUGGAUGAAGGUCGACCGGAUAGUAUCCAGUUUUACCCACAAGGGUUCUAUCCUGGUAGGGCUCAAGGUGCGUCAAGGUACGACUAUCCACCGCAGGAUCCUUUAGCAGUCACUAACGAACGGUUCUACAUUGACGCGGACGACCACAUGAAACGACUAGAAACCAGUACUGACAGUACCACCAGUGAUGGCACCACCACCACGACUAAAUCCAGCGAUCCGUUAAAAACGGUCAAGCACGUAGGUAAUGGUUUUAUCGAAAUCACGAAAACCCGCAGAGACAACGAAGAACAACCACUAUCUAAAAAAUCCACACAAGAGGAUCUUCAAGAAGACGACCAACCAGGAUCGAAGAACACGUUUGACAAAAGUAAGGAACGAUCGUCAAUCCUGGCUAAGAAUUCGUUGCACCCUCUCCGAAUCAAAGACACCAGUCGCGACGAAGACGACGAUUCGUUUGUCGGUAGUGAAGACAUAGACGACGAGGAGUCGUCUAAUUCCGUCGACAAACGACAAGACUCGUUCCAGUCGCGCCAACUCCAAUUCAUCGACUACGAAGCUCCGAAUUUCUACAACCAAGAGGAAAACUAUGAGGAAAUUCCGACCAGACCACGGCGCGAUUUUCUAGACGCUUUGGGUAUGAAGAACGAGGAAGACUAUUCUGAAGACAACCCCUACGUAGACGACUUGAAGGUGAAUAACACAGAUGUGCACAACGACACCCACAUUAAGAACGUGAGUUCCCCGUGUUGGAAAACCACGAGCCCCAAACCCACCACGAGUCACCAGAAGCAAGACAUUACGAAGAUUAAACAGAUUUUGGAAGAACCCAAAGAAGUAACGACUGCUAAAUGUAAAAAGAAGAAUGAAGAGAAGCGUCCGAAGAAGAGUUUCCCGGAGUAUGCGUUUGUUGACGACGUGGAAGAUCAAGACGAAGUGCGAAGAUCCAGAGGUAUAGAGACGAAGAUUCUAGCUAACAAGGAAAAAAUUUAUAACGCGCAUGAAGACAAUCGGAAGAGUAAUGUCAAUCACGUGCAGGUUCGUCAAGAUAAACCUUUGUCUAGAUGGGGUGAAGAACCGACGAAGAUUAAUAGCUUGAAAAAGUAUAUACACAAUACGCACAAAAUCAACAAGAAGGAGUAUAAUGAAAUAGCGGAGGUGACAGAGAUGACUGAGAUGACAGAGUGUGUGGAAACCACAACCGUGGAAAAUCUAGAAUUGGCUACGACUACUCCCGACGCGAACUGCACCACUGCGACCGAUAAAGUUAUUAACACCGCUUACGAGCAAAUCGCGCACCAAAUGGACAUGGAAAACGAAAAACUAGCACAAGUGGUCAACGGCCAUCUAGCUUCCAAAAUCGUCUCCAAAGUCUUCAACGAACUGAAGCAGAAAUCCGCCUUAAAAGCGAAAUUUUACUCAGGGCUGUCCCGGAAGCACGUAGAUUUCGCCGGAACAAUUGACUUUGACAUUUUCAAGACCGGCAACGAAACCGAAGAUGUGGACGAAGCUCGACUAUUGCUUGCCCAAAUCACCAAAGUUCUGAACAAGCUGGUGGUCAACCAAGUCCGACGCAAACUGUGUCAGCGGCUUCCAGACGAACUCAAAGACUACCUCGAGAUCAUCCUCAACGUGAAGAACACUCUAGAAAACACCAACGCCGUUCCUAAUCCACAACAAGGUGACUUUCUCUUCACUUACCAAGACGACAAAAACCCUCCACCUUUUGACGUUCACAAGUUGCAAGAUAUUUUGGUCAAACUGGAAGGUCUUCUUCUGAGUUACCACAAUAUGAACGAAGAGUGUCAAAGGAGUGCGGAGCCGGUUAAAGAGUACAUUGAGAAACACGUGACGAUGUUGAAGCACAUGGUCAACUGUCCAACGCACCACUGUGAAGAUAAAUUCAGUGAAGCGAAACGAGAGUCCCCGAGCUCACAAGAACACCUACUACAAGAGCAACUAGAAAGUGUGGGUUUGGGUAAAAACCAGGAGUUCAUCCCGAACUUCGACCUCAACCAGAUGGUGAGAAACAAAAUGAGACCAGUACCAGUGUCUUGGAAGAGUGAUAAAAAGCGCGACACUCAAAAAAACCCAGAUUAUAAAUCGUCGCAGUACAAGAAGUUACAACUGGCAGCUGAACGAGUCCGAGAGAAGAGAGAAAACGAGAAAAAAAUCGCUGAACUCUUCGGAGGAAAGAAGAAGAGGUCGGUGAAGGAGCUCGAAGUGGAUUACGAAGAGCCGGUCGUCUAUAGUCUAGGCUAAUUUUUGUACAAUCUAUUUUUAUGAUAAAUAUAUUUUCGUAGCGUG
This is a messenger RNA of Zophobas morio, 3436 nucleotides long. RefSeq lists its product as uncharacterized. The coding region runs from base 92 to 3391 and encodes 1099 amino acids. The transcript has 6 exons. The record is from RefSeq and is a predicted model, not a curated record. NCBI's taxonomy places the organism in Eukaryota, Metazoa, Arthropoda, Insecta, Coleoptera, Tenebrionidae.